Culex pipiens pallens (northern house mosquito) is the source of this 1109-nucleotide messenger RNA. RefSeq lists its product as uncharacterized. Gene Ontology annotation, molecular function: dynein intermediate chain binding. Lineage: Eukaryota; Metazoa; Arthropoda; Insecta; Diptera; Culicidae. The transcript is spliced from 3 exons. The coding region runs from base 549 to 1091 and encodes 180 amino acids. Gene Ontology annotation, biological process: microtubule-based movement. Gene Ontology annotation, cellular component: cytoplasm; cytoplasmic dynein complex. The record is from RefSeq and is a predicted model, not a curated record.
AUCCACCAGCCAUGUCCUUCCCGAUAAACUAAACAAAACAUCAAACUUUCCGUUGAGUAGCCUACUAAGGUGCGCUACACCCAAUCAGGACCGCCGGCAAACUGCACUCUGUGCGGCAGGUGUUGCUUCGAUCCAGGAUAACACAGAGAACUAAAAAGUGGAACGGGAACUAAAAAACAAAAACCCUACCCCGGGAAGGGAAGGUGUCGACACGACCUACUCCCCUCUAUUCUGCGGGGCCAGAGGCGUUUAGGUUCCAAAAACGGGGUUCGUUCUACAAUCCCAGUUCCUCACUAAGGCAGUCGGUUUGUGGAGUCCCGCUCGUUCACGCGCGCCAUUGUUUUUUUCGUUCCGCGCGUAGUUUCGGUAUUGCAUUUUUUUUUGGGUAAUGAAAGUGCCAUUACCUGUGCUGUUGUGGCGGUAUCGAUAGUUUGGUUGAUUGGAGUUUGGUUUGGUGGGCUUUACUUGGUGAAGAGGGCCGUUGCACUUUCCAUUGACUUUUAGUGACUACGACCCAGUAACGACGACCCACUUGGUGCAUCGCAAACAUGGCUAAUUGGGGUCCCGUUAAAGUUAACAGCAAAGAGAAGCUCACGCGAAGUCCCAGCAAGUCGAGCGGAAGUGGGCUGUUUAGCGAAACGUUGACGGCCGCCCUUGGCAAGCGCAAGAACAGGUUCAAAGAGAUCACCGAGGAGCUUAAUCUGCGUAUUAAUAAGGAGGAGGAAACCGAGGAACUGUACGAGCCGCCCUUGUUCAACGUGGAGAAAAUCCAGCGGAUCAUGGAGCGGGUGGUCGAGAAGCAGUUCGAGGUGAAGGACGAGGAGGAGGGGGCCAAGUACAUUUACGAUCCGGCGCUGAAUUUGAAAAUGUGUCAAACGAUCGCCAAGCAGAUCAAGGAUCGCGUCAAGGCCAUGAAUUACAAAAGGCACAGAAUUAUCAGCUUGGUAUCGAUUGUUGAAAAGCAGCAUCAGGGAGUUUACUACAAGAUGAAGUAUAUUUUGGAUCCCAAGAUGGACAACUUUGUGCGACAUUACCAUGAGACACCCUAUGUUUAUAUUACUGCAACUGUUAUAUUAGUUCAUAAGGAUUGAAUAAAGUUAUUUAAAAAU